This is a messenger RNA of Microthlaspi erraticum, 693 nucleotides long. The record is from the annotation of a GenBank genome assembly. Lineage: Eukaryota; Viridiplantae; Streptophyta; Magnoliopsida; Brassicales; Brassicaceae.
AUGGGAUUAGAGGAGCAAGGAAGGACUUGGUGCAUGGACACAGCUCAACCGGAUACGCAAAGGAAGAAGGAAGAAGUCAUCUUGAAGACCAGGUCGACCAUCCGGUCGAGUUCCGCAACUCGACCGGCCAAGCUUCAACUCGAUCGAGCUGAGAAGUCAACAGUCAAACCCGAAAAAUAAAAGGAGUUAUCCAAAAGAGUGAAGACUGGUCCAGACGGCUCUAUCGAGAAACCGCGCCAACCGUGCAGAGCGGCUGGCCGAGGAACGAAUGUUCCGCUCGGCCAAAUCAACCGUCCGUCCUCGCCAACCAUCGGCCGAGUCACGCACCGACCCGGGAAGCAAUGUCCCGCGGUCGGCCAAGCCACAACCACCACGAUGCCGCGCACGACCAUGCCGCGCGAGCCGGGAAGAAGCCUCGCGGCCGCGACCUAUCUCACGUACCACGGCCGAUGCGCCGUCCGAGCCGGGAAAGCCGUCCCACGGCCGAGAAACAUCGGCCAAAUCUUCAUCCGUCCGACCACAGCGGCCGACCACGAAUCCUCCGGCCACGACCGUUCCGAUCGUGCCGAUAGCGACCAUGACCCGAUCCGGCCGAUCGUCCCGACCGACCGUCCGAACGCCGCGGUCGACCCGAAGCCCGUUUCACGUAUUUUCACGGCCCGGCUUAACCCUAAGCCGCCUCUGAAGACCUAG